UCCAAUUAUACCGAGUCAGCUCCCCCACCUCUCUCCGUUAAGACAACGAUAACACACCGGAAAGCAGCUGCCGCCAAAGCCGCCACAGCGACAGGGGCGCAAUCGAAUACUCAACCGCCAUCUAACCUUCGUUCGAGUUACAGAAACGCUCCGGUCGCUGAAAUUUUUCCAAAUUAAACACUAAAUUCUGUAACUCCAAAGUUUCGUUACCAGAAUUGCAGUUUUUCAAUUCCCAUAAACAUACCAGACGUUUUCAAACUCAAUUCUUCUUCCCAUAUAUAACCUUCGUACUCCUCAAUUUUCUCACAGAAACCAAAAAAAAAAUCCCCUAAUUCAACCCUUCUCUGAGCUUUUACAUCAAAAAUUUUCACUAACAAUGGCGGCGAAAUCACUAAAAACACCUACAAUGAAGCUAAUCCUCGUAUUCAUAUGCUGUACAGCCAUUUUCGCACCACCAGCGGCGGCGAUGAAGGUCGCAAUGGCGCCAACACAACCUCAACCAUUCCCAACAGAGGAUAUCUCUUUUUUCCCCUGCUUUUCGUUUGUUCCAGAGGCGACGAAAUGUAUGAUCGAUGUGUUUAAACACCCAAUUGCUGCUCACCCCACUUGUUGCAAGGCCAUUUCGAAGCUCAAAAGUUGUUCCUCUUCGUUUUUUAAUGGAAUUCCUUCUGCUGAUAUGAUUGUGAUUAAGAGUGUUUGUACUUCGUGGGGCGCUUCAAUUUCUUAGAAUAAUAAGAAAUUUAUGAUAAUAAGAUCUGUUCUAGAAUAGAUUUUCGUUAAAUUGUUGAUUGAAAAGUCUAAUUCAAUUUCCUCAUUUUUCCUGUAGUCUUUAAUAUUAUACUUUAUAAUAUUAUAAGGCUCCGAUUCAACAUUCUGUAUUUCUCGAGACUGCUGCUGAUAACUCCAACAUUAAUUCUAAACCCAUUUCUUUAUUUUUCUUUGAAAAUGAUUCUAAACCCAUUUCAUUCACUCUGUUUUGCGAUCGGAAUUACAUUUAACGCCGCCGUUUCUAAACUGCCUGCCAUGGCCGUUACUAACCCUUCCGGCAAUGUUCAAGAUGCAGCUUCUAAAGGGGAAGUCCCUGAAAGAUACAUCCAUAAAGAAAGCGAUCGAGGAGCUCGAAAUGCUCCGACAAUGGCAGCUCCUGUAAUCGACAUUGCUCUCCUCUCCUCUUCCUCCAAAUCCGGACCGGAACUGGAGGAACUCCGACAUGUACUUCAAUCAUGGGGCUGCUUUCAGGGAAGUUAUUGAUGAGUACACUACUAAUGUGAAGCUGAUAAGUGAGAAAAUCUUCAAGGCCAUGGCAAGAUCAUUGGAUUUAGAUGAGAGUAGUUUUCUUAAGCAAUAUGGCGAGCAAAUUAAACUCGGCGCACGGUUCAACUUCUACCCUCGAUGUCGAAAUCCCGAUCUUGUUCUCGGUGUUAAGCCGCACGCCGAUGGAUCGGCAAUCACCAUUUUGUUGCAGGAUAAGGAAGUAGAAGGUCUUCAGUUCAUGAAAGACAAUGAGUGGUUCAAUGCUUCGAUUGUUCCGGACGCUCUUCUCGUCAAUGUGGGGGAUCAAGUAGAGGUAAAAGAAGAAACACUCGUUUAUUCUAAAAUCACUGUGAAACAUGUUUGUAAACAGAGUGGUGAUUUGAUAGUAGAUCACAAGUAAUGGGAUAUUCAAGAGUCCAGUUCAUAGAGUAUUGACAAACUGAGAGGGGGAGAGGGUAUCAUUGGCAGUGUUUUAGGUUCCAGAUUCAGAAAAAGAAAUUGAACCAUUAGAGGAGGUGAUUAAUGAAACUCUUGUACAACAUUGAGUUGAGGUUGAUUAAGGGAGGUUGCGCAUCAGACAGUCCGUUUCCAAAAUUAUUAAUCCAAAGAGAAACCGUAUCUCAAACAAUUCCCUCA
Molecule: messenger RNA, 1890 nt
Organism: Cucumis sativus (cucumber)
Lineage: Eukaryota; Viridiplantae; Streptophyta; Magnoliopsida; Cucurbitales; Cucurbitaceae
Product: probable 2-oxoglutarate-dependent dioxygenase At5g05600
Exons: 2
Coding region: 1211-1654 (147 amino acids)
Source: RefSeq, a predicted model, not a curated record